Molecule: messenger RNA, 231 nt
Organism: Pelobates cultripes (western spadefoot toad)
Lineage: Eukaryota; Metazoa; Chordata; Amphibia; Anura; Pelobatidae
Source: the annotation of a GenBank genome assembly
AUGGGUCCUGAACACCAGACCCCACCGCGUUCAUCCUGCAGAGUACCUUCACAUUCAGGCACAGCUGGACUCAAUGGCGAGACACAGACGGAGAACACCCUCAUGGCUCGUCAGAACUGGAAUCCUGCAGAGCGGUUCUCCCUACCUCUACUCCCAGUGCACCUGGCAAGCCCCCAGAGCCGGCAUCGGAUGAGCAAGGAGGACUAUGUGGGAGACAAGUUCGGACACUGA